AGAGUUAUCUCUAAAAAGGUGAUAACAUAGAUAUCUUCAAGCUUUUUCUUUCACAUUUUGAUUUUCUGGUGGUAGUUUGAGAAUUUAUAAGCCAUGGUUGCUGCUGUUGCGAGGAAAUUCUUCGCUCCUGCGUCUGCUAAGUUGCACGUCGUCCCGCGUUCAUCUUCUUCAUCACUUCAUCAGUUCAAUACCCAACAAGUUUUGUUCACUACCAACAACAAUUUUGGUACUCAAUCUAGUAAAUUGAGUAACAGAGUUUCACUAGUUGUAUUGAAGGCAACAUCAGACAAGAAUAUUGUUCAAGCUGACACUGAAGGUGUGUCCCUUGGUACCAUGAAAUUGCCAGCCAAUAUCGAUAUCCCUAGAUUCGAAAGCUUGUUGUUUCAGUGGGCUAAUAGCUUGUGCCAAGGAUCUAAUCUACCACUUGCAUAUCCGCUAAAGGUGGAUAAGAUAACAGGGGGAGCAAGACUGGCGUUCAUUACAAUUAAUAAUGAUGGUGAAACUGAGGUUUAUGUUUACAUAGAUUGCUUGGUAACUCCGUCAACUGACGGUUCUGGUCCAGUUUUUCAAGCAAUAAGAAAUGGAGGCGCCAAAGGUCAGACGCCUCCAGGGGAGCCAAGAAUUAUGAGAAGCUUACUUGAAGCCCUAAAGAAGUGUGUCGAAAUCGCUAGAGUUUAAUCAUACGCACAAGUAAAAAAGAUAAGGUAUUAGCAGCCUUUAUCUUUAAUUUCAGGGUUCAUACUUGUUUUGCCAAGAUGUAAUAAUAAUAUACAGUUUUAUGUUUGUUUCAAAACUCAGAUUGUAA
Messenger RNA from Papaver somniferum (opium poppy), 805 nucleotides. RefSeq lists its product as uncharacterized. The transcript is spliced from 3 exons. NCBI's taxonomy places the organism in Eukaryota, Viridiplantae, Streptophyta, Magnoliopsida, Ranunculales, Papaveraceae. Gene Ontology annotation, cellular component: chloroplast thylakoid membrane; chloroplast stroma. The coding region runs from base 94 to 678 and encodes 194 amino acids. The record is from RefSeq and is a predicted model, not a curated record.